AUGGUGCCGAAGCUGCCGCUUCCUCCUGGGUUCUUCGUGUGCCCGCCGCUGUCCUCCACCGAGCGGGAACGGUACCUUCAAUGGGCUGACGACUUGGCAAUUGAUGUCAUCGAAGGUGCGCAACUUGUGAACGGUCCCGUCACGUGGAGGCUCCGAUCCGACGAGUCGGACCUCAGGAUCUUUCGAGGAUACAGCCCGGCGUCCCCACCCGGCGCGUACUUGUACAUGGGUGUGAUGGACGUGUUUGCCACGAUCGAAGAAGUGGUCGACCUGUUUCGGACCGACUCGCCAAUUCAAGCGAAACAGUAUGCCCAGCGCUUUGGCCAAGACCUUCUCGACAUGGCCAACCUGUAUUCCAUCGCGACGCCGUCUGAAGAAGACUCGAGGAUGGUCUCCGUGACGUGGCGGGCGUACAAAAAGCCUGUGCCGGGGGUCACCAUGAAGCGGGAUGCGUGUCUACUGGAGUGCCACCGCGACUUCGACGUGAAUGGCCGCCGCGGCCGCGUGUGCGCCAUCAAGUCGGUGCACAUUGCGGCGUGCCCCGACAUGGAAGCUGACUUUGGCCUGGUGCGCAUGACAAACUAUGGCAGUGGCCAUGUCUUCAUUGAGAGCGACCGACCGGGAUACCUCCACAUGUCGUACCUCCUGCACGGAAACGUCUCCCACGGCAGCCGCAUUGAGAACUUUGUCGGGAACGUGUUGAAGCGCAGGCAACAGCUCACGGACAAGGCCAUCACGCGGCGGUGCCGCAGCGUCACCAACAUUGACGUGUGGUUGCGAGAGAAUCGCGCCGCUCGGACGCCGUCGCUGCCUGAACACAUGUGGAUGCUGCCAUCGAUGCGUCAGUCGUGCUUUCACUGCCUCAAGGGGUUUGGCGCGUUUGGUCGCAAGGCGAAUUGUACAAAGUGCGGACAGGUCAGGCAUGUUUCACGGCGUUGUGCGAGUGGCGUCGACCGCACCGUGCCUGUGCAGACCCGUGCGAGAUGCCGUCGCGAUCGUCGUGCACGUUGUCGCAACUCUCGAUACCUGUUUGUGUAG
Messenger RNA from Aphanomyces invadans, 1038 nucleotides. RefSeq lists its product as hypothetical. The transcript is spliced from 3 exons. The record is from RefSeq and is a predicted model, not a curated record. NCBI's taxonomy places the organism in Eukaryota, Oomycota, Saprolegniomycetes, Saprolegniales, Verrucalvaceae. The coding region runs from base 1 to 1038 and encodes 345 amino acids.